Molecule: messenger RNA, 1387 nt
Organism: Rhodamnia argentea
Lineage: Eukaryota; Viridiplantae; Streptophyta; Magnoliopsida; Myrtales; Myrtaceae
Product: caffeic acid 3-O-methyltransferase-like
Exons: 5
Coding region: 1-1101 (366 amino acids)
Biological process (GO): methylation
Molecular function (GO): S-adenosylmethionine-dependent methyltransferase activity; protein dimerization activity; O-methyltransferase activity
Source: RefSeq, a predicted model, not a curated record
AUGAGUUCAGCAGGAUCCGAGACCCUGAUGACCUCGACCCAAGUCUCCGACGAGGAGGCGAACCUCUUCGCCAUGCAGCUGGCGACCGCAGCCGCUCUCCCCAUGGUCCUCAAGGCUGCCAUUGAGCUCGACCUCCUCGAGAUCAUGGCCAAGGUCGGGCCGGGUGCUUACCUUUCCCCGAGCGAAGUCACGUCCCAGCUCCCAACCCGAAACCCUGACGCCCCGGUCAUGCUCGAUCGGAUCUUCCGGCUGCUGACCAGCUACUCCGUGCUCACGUGCACCCUUCGCGACCUCCCCGGCGGCGAGGUCGAGCGGCUCUACAGUUUGGCUCCCGUGUGCAAGUUCUUGGUCAAGAACGCGGACGGGGCCUCCAUUGCCCCGCUCCACUCGUUCCAACAAGACAAAGUCCUCCUGGAAAGCUGGUACUGCCUGAAAGAUGCCAUUCUCGAAGGUGGAACCCCAUUCACCAAGGCGCACCCGAUGACCCUCUUCGAGUAUCAAGGCGCUGACCCGCGAAUCAACAAGAUGUUCAACCGGGCAAUGUCCGAUCACUCCACCAUUACGAUGAAGAAGAUACUGGAAACAUACGAUGGCUUCGAGGGCCUCAAGAUAGUGGUGGAUGUAGGAGGGGGCAGCGGGGCCGUGCUCAGCAUGAUUGUUGCCAAAUACCCUUUAAUUAAAGGCAUCAACUAUGACUUGCCUCACGUGAUUGAAGUUGCUCCGUCCUAUCCCGGUGUCAAGCACGUUGGAGGCGACAUGUUCACCAGCGUUCCAAAGGGAGAUGCCAUUUUCAUGAAGUGGAUUUGCCAUGAUUGGAGCGAUGAACGUUGCGGAAAGUUACUCAAGAACUGCUACGAUGCACUUCCAGUAAACGGGAAGGUGAUCGUUGCGGAGUACAUACUCCCCAUGUACCCAGACCCGAGCCUAGCGACCAAGGGAGUGAUCCACAUGGACUGCGUGAUGUUGGCCCACCUCUCGGGCGCGAAAGAGAGGACGGAGAAGGAGUUCGAGGCUUUGGCCAAAGGGGCGGGAUUCCAGGGCUUCCGAGUCAUGUGUUGCACUUUCAAUACUCACAUCAUGGAGUUCUUGAAGAUGGCUUGAGCUGCUCUUCUUGGUGGUGAUGUUCAUGGUUCCUGGAUUUGGAAGGUCGCAAAUGAUCCCUUCUUGUCGCAGUUGGCUUUCAAUUCGGUGUACCAAGUUCUUCUCCUAAAAGGAAACGUAAAAUGAAGUGACCGUAUGAUGCUUGGGAAUUGGAAAAGGAGAAGUUACAAGAUUUGUUGUGGUAUGUCAAUAAAGUUUUGAGUCUGCAUACUGGUUUUACAAAAUGUGUAACAAAACCGUGUAUACCGAUAAGCCUGAUUGAUGAAAAUUAUGAUAUUCCAUCUUC